Molecule: messenger RNA, 1578 nt
Organism: Protobothrops mucrosquamatus (brown spotted pit viper)
Lineage: Eukaryota; Metazoa; Chordata; Lepidosauria; Squamata; Viperidae
Product: store-operated calcium entry regulator STIMATE
Exons: 9
Coding region: 16-804 (262 amino acids)
Biological process (GO): activation of store-operated calcium channel activity
Cellular component (GO): cortical endoplasmic reticulum; membrane
Molecular function (GO): calcium channel regulator activity
Source: RefSeq, a predicted model, not a curated record
AAGAACGGGGCCCUGAUGGACAGCUUCGGCAUCUUCCUGCAGGGGCUCCUGGGGGUUGUGGCCUUCAGCCUCCUCAUGUUGAAACGCUUCAGAGAACCAAAGCAUGAAAGACGUCCUUGGAGAAUUUGGUUUUUGGAUACUUCCAAACAAGCCAUAGGGAUGAUGUUCAUCCAUUUUGCCAAUGUAUAUUUAUCAGACCUUACUGAAGAGGAUCCCUGUUCACUAUACCUUAUCAAUUUUCUGCUAGAUGCCACUUUAGGAAUGCUGGUAAUUUAUGCUGGUGUCCGAGCAGUAAGCAGUGUUGUUGAACGGCAGCAAUGGGAAUCUCUUCGUUUUGGUGAAUAUGGGGACCCAUUGCAAUGCCGUGCUUGGGUAGGCCAGUGUGCAUUGUACAUAAUUAUCAUGAUGUUUGAGAAAACGAUCAUAAUUAUAGUGCUCCUAAUACCUCAGUGGAAAGAGAUAGCUUUGUUGAAUCCUAUAGAGAAUCCUCAGUUGGAGUUGGCUAUUGUGAUGCUGAUAGUCCCCUUCUUUGUAAAUGCAUUAAUGUUUUGGGUUGUUGAUAACUUCCUUAUGAAGAAAGGAAAGACAAAAGCUAAACUUGAAGAAAAAGAAUCAAGUCAAGAUUCAAGAAAUGGGAGCAAAAUCCGAUACAGGAGAGCAGCAUCACAUGAGGAAUCGGAGUCAGAGAUUCUGAUUUCAGCAGAUGAUGAAAUGGAGGAAUCUGAUGUGGAAGAGGAUCUUAGGAGACUGACUAAUUUAAAGUCUGUUAAGAAAAAGAAGCAUCGUUUUGGUCUGCCUGUAUGACAGGCUCUGCGGUCAGGUUAAUGAGGGAUCUGUCCGCCUCAGUGGAUUUUCACUUGGCCACAGGAUGCUUGUUGCCUCAAGACUGUGAAACAAAGGGAACACAGACCAUUGGAAACACUUACCAGUUCAGUUGCACUAUGGAAAAUAUGCAAAACACUCUUCUCAACAUUGUUCACAAAUUCUUGUCACCACAGUGAUUUGGAUGGAUGGGAACCUUCAGAACACAGGCAAAGAAUGCCAUCAUUUCACUGUGGUUCCUCAGUGACACUCUGAAAGUAACAGGAGGUUUGACAACUUUGAAAACAGUAUGUUUUAUCACACAAAAAAAGAUGUUUGCAGCAUACCGCUGAAGCAGAAUAGUUUUACAGCUACAGAUGAAUGGGGCAUUCCAAAUUGAUGUGUCCAUAAAUGGGAAAACUUGGGAGAAUGAAACUUGGAAGCCAAGAGAUGUUCCCCACUGGAAGAAGGGGUCAGAACAGUGAUUUUACCAGUUCUACUUUUCUCCAAGGCUGUCUCCUGUGUUGUCCCAUGAAACAACUUUUUAGAAAGCACAAGGCAGAAGGAGUGAGAAUAAGGACUGGAUCCAGCCUUUGCUAAUUAAUACACAAUGUAGUUUUGGGAUUCAAAACAAAAAUGAAUGUUAGUCCUACAGCAUUAAAAAGGAAACCAUAAGGCCCACCAGAUCAUAAUUUUACUGUUGGUAUUUUAUGAAAAUGAAAAUCAUAUGUGUUGUACCUAAGUAAUGGUUUACAAUAAAAUCUGAUUUGAUACAAA